CACACACUCACACACUCACACACGUGUGCGCUCUCCGCUCCGGAGCCGCGGCUGCUCCUGCUCUCAGCGCCGCAGUGGAAGGCAGGGCCGAACCGCUCCUUCUUUAAAUACCUAAAUUACCGCCCGGCCAGCCUCGGCGGCCCCCCGCACAGCGCUCCCGGCGCCCCUCCCGCCAGCUCGCCAGCUGCCAGCCCCGGGACCUUUUCAUCUCUUCCCUUUUGGCCGGAGGAGCCGAGUUCAGAUCCGCCACUCCGCACCCGAAACUGACACACUGAACUCCGUUUCCUCCUCUUAAAUUUAUUCCUGCCUAAUAGCCACUCGUCUCUUCCCCCCCCCCUCCCCAACUCGUCGCUCCAAGAAAACUUUUUCUUACUCCCCAAAGUUAGGGUUCUCCCUGCCCACCGUGUGUUAAUGUUUCCACUUUUGGAACGACCUGCAUCUUCUUUUUAAAGGAAUUCAAGCAAGAUACCUUUUUCCAUUGGACGUUGACUCUCGAUUGUUUGCAAAAGUUUCGCAUUAAAAAAAAAAAUCUACCUGAUCUGUACUUGAGAGUUGUCGGUUUCUUUUUUUUUUUUCCUUUUUUUUUUUUUUUCCCUUUUUUUUUUUUAACUUUUUCCACCUUUAAAAAAAAAUGCACUACUGUGUGCUGAGCGCUUUUCUGCUCCUGCAUCUGGUCACGGCCGCGCUCAGCCUGUCUACCUGCAGCACGCUCGAUAUGGACCAGUUCAUGCGCAAGAGGAUCGAGGCGAUCCGCGGGCAGAUCCUGAGCAAGCUGAAGCUCACCAGCCCCCCAGAAGACUAUCCCGAGCCCGAGGAAGUCCCCCCGGAGGUGAUUUCCAUCUACAACAGCACCCGGGACUUGCUCCAGGAGAAGGCGAGCCGGAGGGCGGCCGCCUGCGAGCGCGAGAGGAGCGACGAGGAGUACUACGCCAAGGAGGUUUACAAAAUAGACAUGCCGCCCUUCUUCCCCUCGGAAAAUGCCAUCCCGCCCACUUUCUACAGACCUUACUUCAGAAUUGUCCGAUUUGACGUCUCAGCGAUGGAGAAGAAUGCAUCCAAUUUGGUGAAAGCAGAGUUCAGAGUCUUUCGUUUACAGAACCCGAAGGCCAGAGUGCCCGAACAAAGGAUCGAACUGUAUCAGAUUCUCAAAUCCAAAGACUUAACGUCUCCAACCCAGCGCUACAUUGACAGCAAAGUCGUGAAGACAAGGGCAGAAGGCGAAUGGCUUUCCUUCGAUGUAACUGACGCCGUUCAUGAAUGGCUCCACCAUAAAGACAGAAACCUGGGAUUUAAAAUAAGCUUACACUGUCCCUGCUGCACCUUUGUACCAUCUAAUAAUUACAUCAUUCCCAAUAAAAGUGAAGAGCUAGAAGCAAGAUUUGCAGGUAUUGAUGGCACCUCCACAUAUACCAGUGGUGAUCAGAAAACUAUAAAGUCCACUAGGAAAAAAAACAGUGGAAAGACCCCACACCUCCUGCUAAUGUUGUUGCCCUCCUACAGACUUGAGUCACAACAGUCCAACCGGCGGAAGAAGCGUGCUUUGGAUGCAGCCUAUUGUUUUAGAAAUGUGCAGGAUAAUUGCUGCCUACGUCCACUUUAUAUUGAUUUCAAGAGGGAUCUUGGGUGGAAAUGGAUUCAUGAACCUAAAGGGUACAAUGCCAACUUCUGUGCUGGAGCUUGCCCGUAUUUAUGGAGUUCAGACACUCAGCACAGUAGGGUUCUCAGCUUAUAUAACACCAUAAAUCCAGAAGCAUCUGCUUCUCCUUGCUGUGUGUCCCAGGAUUUAGAACCGCUAACCAUUCUCUACUAUAUCGGCAAAACACCCAAGAUUGAACAGCUUUCAAAUAUGAUUGUAAAGUCUUGCAAAUGCAGCUAAGAUUCUUGGAGAAGUGGCAGGACGAUAAUCACAUGGUGGUGAUGAUGAUGAGGACGACAAGAACAAUGACAAUGUUUGUAACAAGAAAAUGUAAGAGAGCCUUGCUUCAACAGUGUUAAAAACAUUUUGAAAAAAGCGGUACUAGUUCAAACACGUUGGAAGUUUGUGGUUGUGUUUGUUAAAAAUGGCAUCUGAAACAAAACAAAACAAAAAAUUGAAGGCUUUAUUCUACAUUUCAUCUACUCUGUAAGCGAGAGAGACAAGAAGCAAAACCUUUUUUUUUUUAAGACAAAAAUAAACACUGGAAGAAUUUGUUAGUGUUAAUUAUGUGAAAGGAACAACCAAACAAACAGGAAAAUCCCAUUAAGUGGAAUUGCUGUACAUACUUUUCCUAUCCCAUGCCUCACUUGAUUUUUCUGUAUUGCUAUGCAAUAGGGACCCUUCCCGUUCUUACCUUUAGAGUUAACGGUGAGUUAUUUAUUGUGUGUUACUAUAUAACGAACAUUUCAUUGCCCUUGGAAAAUAAAACAGGUGUAUAAAGUGGAGACCAAAUACUUUGCCAGAAACUCAUGGAUGGCUUAAGGAACUUGAACUCAAACGAGCCAGAAAAAAAGGGGUCAUAUUCACGGGAUGAAAACCCAAGCGAGUUAUUAUAUGACCAAGCCAGCCUGCAUUAAGAUAAAGACCCUGAAAACACAUGCUAUGUACCAACUGCCUAAGGAAGCUUCUUGUAAGGUUCAAAACUGAAAAGCCUGUUAAUAAAGGAACUUUCAGUCAGAAUAAGUCUGGAAGAUUUUUUUUUCUUUUUAAUUGUAAAUGGUUCUUUGUCAGUUUAGUUAAACCAGUGAAAUGUUGAAAUGUUUUUGAUACGUACUGGUCAAACUUCAGACCUGAAAGUAUUGCCGUAUAGCUAUGCCAUUGGUUUUUUCCUUCGUUUCAGAUAUAUGUAACCGUACCUGUAUUAUUAUAAUAGAUGGGUAUAGAAGCCAGUAUAAUUGGAAACACAUCUGCAGAUCUCCUUUGCAAACUAUUAAAUCAAAACGUUAACUACUUUACAUGCAAUGUGUAAAUUUUUACCAUAUUUUUAAUGUUCUGUAAUAAUGUCAACUAUGAUUUAGAUUGGACUUAAAUUGGGGCUCUAUUUUUAAUGAUCGCUCAGAACUGUGUGUUUCCUUUAGCUGGCCAGUACUUUCGAGUAAAGCCCCUAUAGUUUGACUUGCACUACAAAUAUGUGUUUUAUAGUGUUUCCUCCACUGUGCUUUGUGCAUUGUCCAUUAUUAUGACAUAAGCUACCUGAGUCCACUUGUCCUGUAGAUUUUCUUUUAUAAAAAGGACAGAUUCAAGUUCAGUAGUCUUCCUCCAUCUUCUAAGCAUCCUUACUAAUCAGUUCAGAUGUUAACAAUCUUCUAUUUUAGGAAAAUUGGGGAAUAUUAUAGAUGUAUACAUAAUUGAGCUGAAAUAUUUUAGUUUUAGCAGAGGCCUAAGGAUCUGACUGUAACUCAGAAUCUUUGUGGCUGAGUUAAGAAAGGUUUCUGCAACUUGGCUUAAACAGUAUGCUCACCGAAUUCUAUAGUUAGUAGAGAUCAGACAGUUCAUAGGAAACAUCUUUUCCUUUAAUCAGGUUUUUAGUGUUCAGGGGGGAAAUGGAAAGAUUUACAUAUUUCUUGAUUUCUUUUUUAAGGGAGAAAAAAAAAAAAACAAACGCCCUGGUCAGCCUAAGUCACUCAGUUUAUUUCACGGAAGUUAAGGUUUUCAUGUGUGUUCUUUGAGGGUUGUAAAGGUACAAGCCAAAUCCUCCCAUGAUCAAAAAGUGAUUUUUUUUCUCUGAAUGAGACUUCUCUAGAUCUGAGGCGAGAAUUUACCUUGCUUGAAUAAAUGAAUGAUUUGCCACAUCGUUGCAGGGAAGGUACCCUUCCGCCAGGGUUUGUAGGAGAUGACAGUUUGCCAAUUGUCCCUUAUUCAACUGUAAGAUAAAAGUUAACAGGUAAAACAAUGGAAUAUUUGCAGCGUCACCUAAAGGGCAGGAUGGCGAGGUGCGAAUCCAAGUGAAAUUGUCUGAUAACCUGUACUUCUAGAUGUUUGACUUUUCCUGGCCGUUAAUUAAAUGACAAAUUGGAUUCGCAAAUUUGAAAACUGGAAAAGCGAGAGGGGGGACGCCCUACUGGUGAACAGUCUUUGUGUUGGGUGUAACCCAAUCCCAGAAAUGAGUGUGUUGAUUUUUUUUCCUUCCAUUUUCGAUGAAUUCUAUGUAAAUCACUUUUAUUUCUGCAGGUGUUUUCCUCUCAGAUAGAAUGACGUUUGUUUUGUAUUAUUUUGUCUUUCCUCAUGAAUGCACUGAUAAUAUUUUAAAUUCUCUAUUUUAAGAUCUCUUGAAUCUUUUUUUUUUUUUUAAGUUUGGGGGUUCUGUAAGGUCUUUACUUUCCAUAAGUAAAUAUUGCCACGGGCAGGGAGGGAUGCGGGAGGGAAGGGGAAGAUGUUAGUAUACGGGUGGGGUGGGGCUGCAGUUUUUAUAUGUUAAGCAGCAGUACAGUUUUCUGGUUGGCAUGGUUUAAAAAGAAAUGGACUAUAAGAUUAGCUGUUUUGUAUUUUGAUGACUGAUUAUGCUGUAUUUUAACAUGAUGUAUGUCUGUUUUGUGGUGCUCUAGUGGUAAAUAAAUUAUUUCAAUUCUA
Molecule: messenger RNA, 4546 nt
Organism: Panthera uncia (snow leopard)
Lineage: Eukaryota; Metazoa; Chordata; Mammalia; Carnivora; Felidae
Gene: TGFB2
Product: transforming growth factor beta 2
Exons: 7
Coding region: 632-1876 (414 amino acids)
Biological process (GO): SMAD protein signal transduction; BMP signaling pathway; regulation of cell population proliferation
Cellular component (GO): extracellular region
Molecular function (GO): cytokine activity; type II transforming growth factor beta receptor binding; type III transforming growth factor beta receptor binding
Source: RefSeq, a predicted model, not a curated record